GUAGGAAUCAACUUGGUCAGCAUUCAUUCAAGUCCAAAUGAUCAGAUGUUGUGGGCAAUUGAUAGCAAAUGGAAUGUCCACGUACGAGUUGGAAUUACAGAUGAAAUGCCCGUAGGCACUGACUGGGAACACGUACCAGGUUUGCAGGCUUGUCAGCUGGCUAUAAGUACAAGGACCGUUUGGGCACGCUGUCCAAAUGGAGAUGUAGCUCGUCGAUACGGCGUUACUGACAAGAAUCCAGCGGGAGACUACUGGAAGAAGAUUCCUGGAAACGUCUCACGUUUAACAGUGACCCCUCUAGAUGAACUGUGGGCGAUCAGUGCUUCAGGAUCCCUUCUCCAGCGUCUCACUAAGACCUUUAGCCAUUCCCAUAGUUCGCAGAAAAAUAAUGACACUUCUGUUCUGCUUCACCUUGAUGACUUUGAAGAUGAAUGGGAAGUGAUAUGAAGUCUCUCAAGCUUGUGAAGCAGUGAAAAAUACUGAAGGACAGAAUUUCUGUAAUGUAUGUACAGAAUGUUGGAUCUAAAAGCCACUCAUAUUGGACCUGUGAUAUUAGCACUUUUUUGUAUUGAAAAACUGACCUGUUAAAUAGCCCCCAAGCUGUGAGUUCUCAUGUUUGUUACAUUAUCUCUUGGGAGACUAUUUAGGUGUGGCAUACUGCAAUUGUUAUACCGUACUACUAUAGAAGCUCCUUUGGAAAUAUAACUCUUAAGUUAAUCUUACUAGCAGUGCAAGUAACUAUUGCCCAACAGCAUGCACACUAAUACAUGUGUACUUAUUUUGAGAAGGAAUUCUGUUGCAUUAAAUAUUUCUCUACAGCAGAAACAUUAA
Molecule: messenger RNA, 831 nt
Organism: Eurypyga helias (sunbittern)
Lineage: Eukaryota; Metazoa; Chordata; Aves; Eurypygiformes; Eurypygidae
Product: tectonin beta-propeller repeat-containing protein 2-like
Exons: 3
Coding region: 46-447 (133 amino acids)
Source: RefSeq, a predicted model, not a curated record